Molecule: messenger RNA, 4077 nt
Organism: Hemicordylus capensis (graceful crag lizard)
Lineage: Eukaryota; Metazoa; Chordata; Lepidosauria; Squamata; Cordylidae
Gene: NUP58
Product: nucleoporin 58
Exons: 16
Coding region: 225-2018 (597 amino acids)
Biological process (GO): nucleocytoplasmic transport
Cellular component (GO): nuclear pore
Molecular function (GO): structural constituent of nuclear pore
Source: RefSeq, a predicted model, not a curated record
GCGCAGCAAUGCGCACGCGCAGGCAUGGGCGACGACAUUUCCUUCCCGGUCACUGGCGGCGGCGCGAUUCGAGCGCUUCAGUCCCGCUGCUGUUUGAAGUUUCCGCCGGGGAGGCUUGCUGGGGCCGGAGCCCGGGGGCUUGGCGGCAGCAGGAGGGUCUCCCUGGGUAGCUCCGGCGGCUCUGAGUCCCCGCGCCUGAGGGCUCCCCCUGGCUGGCCGCCGCCAUGUCGGCGGGGUUCUCCUUCGGAGCAGGGACUCUGGCUUCGGCCACGGCGGCUGCCGCUGGAACCGGAGGGGGCGGCGGCGGAGGGGGCUUCUCGUUCGGAGCCACCCCCAGCUCAACAGGAGGGCUUGCCUUUGGGGCAUUGGGUUCAACAGCUACCACAAGUACAGCUCCUUCUGUAGGCUUUGGAACCAGCUUAUUUAGCUCAAAACCUACCACUGGUUUUACAUUAGGAGGGACUAAUACAGGAACAGCAACAACCAUUGCUACAGGAUUAGCACUAGGCACGCCUGCUACUACUUCUGCCCCUACCACUGGCUUUAGUUUAGCAUUCAACAAGCCUGCAGGAUCAGCCACACCAUUUGCUUUGCCUAUCACUUCUACCUCCACUGGCCUCUCUCUUUCUUCUGCCCUCACGUCAACUCCUGCAGCAGGGUCUUCUGGCUUUACAUUAAACUUGGGAGGCACAGCUGCCCCAACCACAUCUGUAUCCACGGGCCUUUCUUUGGGAGGAGCCUUGGCUGGUUUGGGAGGGACGCUUUUCCAGAAUGCAAGCACAGCUGCAACAGGACUUGGACAGAAUGCUUUGGGUUUAACCCUAGGGACAUCUGCAGCGCCUGUUACUACAGUUAAUGAAGGUCUUGGUGGCAUAGACUUCAGUAGCUCUUCAGAUAAAAAGAGUGAUAAAACAGGAACAAGACCAGAGGAUAGUAAAGCACUAAAAGAUGAAAAUCUACCUCCAGUAAUCUGCCAAGAUGUAGAAAAUCUCCAGAAGUUUGUAAAAGAACAAAAACAGGUUCAGGAGGAAAUUAGUCGAAUGUCUUCCAAAGCAAUGCUUAAAGUACAGGAGGAUAUUAAAGCUUUGAAACAGCUUUUAUCAGUGGCUGCCAGUGGAUUACAGAGAAAUACUCUUAAUAUUGACAAACUGAAAGUGGAAACUGCUCAGGAGCUUAAAAAUGCUGAAAUAGCAUUAAGAACACAGAAAACGCCUCCUGGCCUUCAACACGAAAAUACAGCCCCAGCAGACUACUUCAGGAUCUUGGUUGAACAGUUUGAAGUACAACUGCAACAGUACAGGCAACAGAUUGAAGAACUGGAAAAUCAUCUUGCCACCCAGGCAAACAAUUCACAUAUAACUCCACAAGAUUUAUCUAUGGCUAUGCAGAAAAUCUAUCAGACAUUUGUAGCUCUUGCUGCACAACUGCAAUCAAUACAUGAAAAUGUGAAGAUGCUCAAAGACCAAUAUCUUGGUUACAGAAAAACCUUUCUGGGUGAUGCUGUGGAUGUAUUUGAGGCCAGGCGAGCAGAAGCGAAGAAAUGGCAGACUGCUCCACGUGUUACAACUGGACCAACUCCUUUCAGCAACAUACCAAAUGCAGCAGCCGUUGCCAUGGCUGCAACACUUACACAGCAGCAACAGCCUGCUACAGGGCCACAACCAUCUCUGGGAGUUAGUUUUGGAACGCCAUUCGGUUCAGGUAUUGGCACUGGCUUGCAAUCAAGUGGCUUAGGCUCUUCAAGCCUUGGAGGGUUUGGAAGUAGCACUGGUUUUGGAAGCACUGCUACAGGUGCCUCAUCAUUUGGAUUUGGAACUACAAAUAAGCCUUCAGGAAGCCUUAGUGCAGGCUUUGGCAGUUCGAGCACAUCUGGGUUUAACUUCAGCAAUCCUGGCAUCACAGCAUCUGCUGGCCUGACAUUUGGGGUGUCAAAUCCAGCCUCCGCGGGCUUUGGCACCGGUGGACAACUUCUCCAGCUGAAGAAACCUCCCGCUGGAAACAAGAGGGGGAAAAGAUAAAUGUGAAAGGGGUGGGGGGGAGAGAGAGAGAGAGAAGGGACAAUGUAUUCACUUAGUUCAUCCUGGAAAAAAAAUAUUUUUUUAAGCUGAUACAGUAGGUGCUCUUGUCUUGGAGAUUUAUAACAUUUUGCUACUUCUCCCUGUUCUGGAUUAUAAAAUGUAAUUGUAACAAAACAGCUAUUUUCUUGUGAAUUGAAGCUCACUUAAUAAUUUUGUUUUUGUUUUUGUUUUGAAUAUAUACAUAAUUAAGAAAUCUUGUAAAACCAUCUAUUUAACCUGGUAUUAGUAGCAGAAUAUUUUUGUCAAUAAGCUUUAAACCAUAUAGAUAUAUGCAUAUUUGGUUUCUUUGUACAGAUAAAAUAUAUUCUAGUACAAAUGCUUGAGUCCAUAUCUUCUGUUUCCUGAUAUGGCAUUUUAAAAACAUCAGGGUGGUUUUGUGUAUAUGUAUGUAAAUAUAUACAGUACAAAUGCACAUUUGUGUAUGUAUAUGAGUACAUAUAAUGCAUUUCAAACCUUGUCUCAUAAGACAAUGUUUCCAAGUUUUUGUUUGGUUGUUUUUUCCUCCCCUACAUAGUAUCAGCAUAUCAAAGACCACUUGUAACAUUUACUAAUGUAUGUAUUUUCAGGCCCGAAGACUGGGCUGUUCUGUCUUGUCGCUCCCAUUUCUGUUUCGUUUCCAUUUAGUGCUUGGAACUGAUUGUUCACAGUAAAAAAAUUUCAGACCUGUUCUGAACAGAAGCAGUGUGGCUUUAGCUUGCUGGGCUUCAGAAGGAAUCUGUGAAUUUUGAGAGGUGGUGACUGAUUCAUACAUUCUAACAUGGCCCCAAUUCACAUAAGUAGCUCAUGAGAACAGGCUACUCAUUUGAUCCGUGUAAAGUGAAAAAAGAGUACUUGGGGAUGGCACCGCAGAAACUUGCAGGGGUGUCUGCUCAUGACAAUGGUCACAGCUUCUUCCUUGAGCACUCUUCUCCCACACAGAGUUGCUCACAUGAGCAGUCCAUGUGCGUGAGAUGUAUUGCACUAGCUGGGGCCAUUUCGGAGGCGAUGGAUCCACUCUGCUUAUGGCUUUCAUUUCCAACAAGGAGGAGAUAGACUGCUACUUUGAACCUGAUCGGGCCAUUCUGAAUGAGUUGAGAGCAUCUCCUUUCUGGAAUUGAUUUUUAGCUGUCCUUAGUAGACAACAGGCCUAGUAAGUAGCUACAUAGGACAGAUCAAAGCUAUAUACUGGGAGUAAAUGAUGUCCUACAAUUACAAUAGUGCCAGUCUCCCAUUAGAGUUUGAAUUACAGUGUCAUUGCAUGUGAGCUCAGUGGAUGUUGCAGUGAAACAGAAGCAACAGGAACAUUUUUCUUGCCUUAAAUGAAAGACUCUGGUUGUAGUCCUCGAACUGUGUUGCCAGUGCAGACCCCAUUCACUUCAGCAGGAGUUGUACCAGGCCAUCUCUUUGAGGGUUGUCAUUCAGCCUGUCUGCAGCACCUAUGUGUAUGGAUUUCCAGUGAGAUCUGUUUUAACAUAGAAAAUAUUUUGUAUAUAUAAUUCAAGCAAAUAUUCUCAGUUCUCAUAGAUGUCCUUCAAAAAAGAAAACCCACAGGUUGUGCACGUACAUAUUUUCAGGCUUUUAAGUUGGCAGCUUUCAGUUGUUGAGUACAGUUUUUGUAUGUUUUCAUACAGUAACGGGUAGUCUGGCAAAUGUGUUAAGUUUGGGAUGUGAUGAGUUCAGAAGUAAGGCAAAUAGCUUACUUAGCACAGGGCUUUUCACCUUUUUGUACACUCUUCUUAGCAGCAUCUGAAGUAUGACCAUUUCUUUUGGGGAGGAGAAAGCUUUUAAAGAUGGAAAGUGUAAUACUUCAGAUAAUAAUUUUAUUUUAAAUUUCUAUUGGGCUUCAGUUAAAAAAAAAAGCAAACCUGAUAUAUGUAUGUUGCUGCUUUUUAAAAGAUUAAAAAUGUUGAACCACUGAAUUUCCUUGUAUAUAAUUUGUAAGCCUGAUUUUUUAACUGUUAGUCUUUGUCCCCACAUGUGCAGUUUUUGUUCUACAAAUAAUAAAAUCGACUGAAGCGAG